Alosa sapidissima (American shad) is the source of this 1637-nucleotide messenger RNA. RefSeq names its product CD40 ligand (gene cd40lg). The record is from RefSeq and is a predicted model, not a curated record. Gene Ontology annotation, biological process: immune response. Gene Ontology annotation, cellular component: membrane. The transcript is spliced from 5 exons. NCBI's taxonomy places the organism in Eukaryota, Metazoa, Chordata, Actinopteri, Clupeiformes, Clupeidae. Bases 120 to 932 code for a protein of 270 amino acids. Gene Ontology annotation, molecular function: tumor necrosis factor receptor binding.
UGCUGUCAGACUGUCACUCACACUGCUGAGGCGAGCUGAACUGUCAGUUCUUCAUUACUGCAUGGGGGAGCCUAGUUAGCACGUCUCCAUCUCUCUACACCUGCUCUCUCACUGGCACCAUGAUAAACACCUACCACACCAGCCUGCCGAUGCCACCGCCGCCACCUCCACCAGUCCCUCCUCGCUUCCACAGCAGGCCUGAGCCGCGGCACAACUCAAGCCUGAUCUGGUUCUUGGCUGUGGUGCUGGUGAUGCACAUGUUUCUCACGUUUGGGGGAUUCAUCUACCUUUUUCACAAGGGCAACCAGCAAGAAUUGAAUGAAAACAAUGAUGACUUCCACAUCCUAAAGAGACUUCAGCAAUGUAAAGAUACAAACUUGGAUGGCCAGUCAUUGCCCGACUGCAAACAGGUUCUAGACAAAUUCAACAACAUUGUGGCAAAGGCCUCACAAACAGAAGUUGCCAUGUUGACUGGGGACCACUACGAUGGAGCUCUAGCGCACAUGUCAGUCAGGAGAACUUCAAGCACAGGAAAAGGCAAUGCGGUCCGUGCCCUGGAGUGGAACUCUGACCAUUCUAGUCAAGUGAAUGUGGACACAGAGGGUGAUAGCAGACUCCGCAUCAGUCGCGCCGGCUACUACUACAUCUACUCACAGGUCACCUUCUCCAUCAAGAACGGCACAGCGCCGUUGGAAAACACCAUCCGACAUGUCAAGUUGAAGAAGCCGGACAAUACGUGGAGCAAACCCCAGGAGAUAGACGAGGUCUUACUCAAGUCUUACUGUCCACCCACAAAGUUACCGCUGUGCACUGCCUCACAAGGAGGGGUGUUCAAGCUGGACAAAGAUGACCGGUUGUAUGUGCAGGUGACGAACCUGAGCUGGGUGAACUAUGACUGGAGUGCCACCUUCUUUGGAUUAUACAAACUUUAAGAACUGGAGCUUCCUGUGCUGGACCCAAGGAGACAAGGAGGACAAUCAAAAAAAGCCAAGAAGUUUAAGGAUACGGGACUUCACUAUUCACCUGCACCAUUUUCCUUCUUCUACUGGAAUACUUCCUAAAAUGAAUGGCAACAGAACAAUGAAAAACUGCACUACAAUUUGAGUAAAAGUCCUUUGAGAAGAAAAAACUGAGAAUGUAUUUAAUCUUUGGAAGAUUUGAAUAGACACUCUUCUGUCUCCAGAGUAUUAUGUCAGUAAAUGGUAUUUAUGGUAGCAUCAUUUGAUAAAACAACUUGCUGGGAUUGGUAAUGAAGGUUAUGAAGGACAUAUUUUCGGCUCUUUGAUGAGUUCACAUGAAACCAUGUUUCCAAAUGACAUUGAUUGACUUGACAUUGAUUGGUUCAUGAAAGUGUAACCAAGCUGACAUAUAUGUAGUAGUAAUCUGCUAGAAUAAUAUUGUAGCUAAUUUUCAUAUGGUGACCCUGCAUCGGUCUCCUAACAACAGAAUAUACGGUAUUUAGAUAACUGACCUUGUGUUUGCAGUGGCAAUGUUUUAAGUAACUUAUUUCUCUUUUCGGAGAGUUUGAAAAAGAUUGUAUUUAUUUGGGGACUGGGGUGAAUACUCAGGACUCCUGUGCUUUGCUAUAUUGUAAAUAUUGACAUUUAUAUUAAAUGUAUAUUUUGUCAUGAUUUAAA